CUCCUCUUCCAUUUGAAUUUCUUCGAAACUCCAUUCCUUUUUCUCCUCCACAGCUGCUGCUGCCAUUUGCCGGCAAUCGCCAUCCACCUGCUGGAAUUGUCCCCGCCGUUUAGUGCGGUCUCGGAAGUCCCUCUUCUCCCUCUGAUUCUAAGCAAUUCCUUUUUCCCUUCUUUUUUUUUUUGUUCUUUUUAAAUUUCCGAGCAAUGUAACUGGUUUCUGGAAUUUCUACUUAGAUCUUAACUGCGUUUGGAAGAAUUUUUCUAGCCUAUCUCGUGGUGGUAUCAUUUGAUGGUUAGAGUUGUAGAUUAUUCGCUCUUUUCACUUGACACUGGCAAACUUACAUUAGGUCAAGACACUGCAGUAAAUAUACGUUUAUGAAGUUCAAGUUUUGAUCACUGAUUCGUUAUGAAAUUUCUUUUUUUUUUUUUGCUAAAAUGUUGUUUUGUGUUUUCUACUUUUAUAUGCACUUUUUUUUUCUCUGGAAAGUUAUGGAAAGAAAUUAGACAGAAAUAUAGAAAAUUUCAGACAUAUUUGAACUGAAAAGGUUCCAAAAACCUAUUUAAAUGAAAGAAGAUCAUCAUCGGUAGUCAUUAACGUUAUUUUAAAUGUAUAGGUCUUGAAAUUGCAAACAUUGUAGCUUCGACCUCUCUGUUUUAAUUUGGCCAGAUUUCUCGUCUCUGUUCGGACCAAUUAGGACACAGAAAAUGUGCUGUUAUCCCUAUAAUCCAAAGAAACGGAUUAAAUCAGUUAACAAUUUCUUUUCCUUUUUCUAUGGUAACACUUCCCAGGAAUUUCUUAGAAAUUAGCCUUGUAAUUGGGAGUUUAUGUGAGGGCUUGUAUUGGAAGUUUCAUGUCUAUUGCCUGUUACUGUGUGACAUUGUAGCUGCUCUGAAUUAGCAUAUAAUGAAAAUUUUGUUCCAGACUGAUCAUACUUGUGCUGUUGCAUUUACUGCCGUCUUUUGGAAAUGUAGCCUCCAUUUCAUUGCUAUUGCAUAAGUAUCAUGAUUGCUGCCUUUUCUCACACCUCGUAUCCUUUCCUCAGAUAUUUGGCUAUUCGUGUUGAAUGUUGUUUUGUUGUAACGUAUUUUCAUGCCUCCCUGUACAAGGUCCUCCUUGAAGGUAGCCAGACAAAAAGCUGGCGUUCUCUGUGACAGUGUACAGUCCAUUUCGGGCGAAAAUGACUUGAAACUCUGCAUUACAAAUUACUUCAAGGGUGCAUCAGGGAAGUAUAGUCAGAAAUCUGGCCAGGCACCUCUUUAUACUGAUGAUGAGCGUGAGCUGGAAAAUAAGAUGGCAAAACUUCAAAAAGGAAAGAGAGCAAUCCAGUUAGAUUCAACUGAUGAUCAUGUUGAGGUUGUGGCUCCAAAGAGGGGAAAAGCUAUGAAUAAGGGGAAGUUGAAAAUGCCUAAACGUACAAGGAAGUUUGGCAAUUCAAGCCCUGGGGAAGUAAAUACUCAGUCAUUUGAAAUUGACAGUAUUAGCUCCCACUUCAGUAAGAGGAAAGAGUCCUGCAUGUCUCCAUCAAUUGGUAUUCCUUCCCCUCCUGCCCCUACCGAUGACAUGUUCCAUUGUCGGACAGCUUUGCAAGCGGUCGAAGCAUAUCUAGCGGCAGCUGAAGGGGAUUUGUUAGAGGAUGAAACGGAAGAUGUCAUUGUGCUAUGUUAUUGUGCCAUGUUAUUGUACUAUGCUUGGAUAUUAGAUGUCAAGCGCUGUGGCCCUGGUCCAAGGUAGACAUUUUGUCUGCAUUCACCAUGUCAUUGUGCUAUGUUAUUGCUUAUGUUUGGAUAUCAGAUAUCAUGAUGUAUGGUUGGCUAUUGGAUUUGCUAAAGCUGUUUAUGCUCCAGUGUUAGCUGAAGUAGUACUUGUGCUCAUGAACUUACGUGUUUGCAGUAUUGAUGGACUUCUUUGUUGGUAGCUUUUA
Messenger RNA from Coffea arabica (coffee), 1921 nucleotides. RefSeq lists its product as uncharacterized. NCBI's taxonomy places the organism in Eukaryota, Viridiplantae, Streptophyta, Magnoliopsida, Gentianales, Rubiaceae. The record is from RefSeq and is a predicted model, not a curated record.